AUAAACUGGCAAACCCAAAAACCGAACGUCAUCGUUUACCAUCCUUCCGACCAGCGACAUUUUCUUGGACUGGUGUUUAAUUAAUUAUUUAGAAAAUUUAAAAAAGGCAAAAUGUUGGGCCGCUUAGCUCCGGGUGUCUGCACCCAGGUGACCAUGGUGGUCAACCAUCAGCAGAACCGUAAUAUGGCCACUUUGAAGGCGAUUUCUAUUCGUCUCAAGUCGGUAAAGAAUAUCCAAAAAAUUACCCAGUCCAUGAAGAUGGUGUCGGCUGCCAAGUACACCCGUGCUGAGCGUGAGCUGAAAGCCGCCCGCCCUUACGGCGAGGGCGCUGUUAUGUUCUACGAGCGUGCUGAGGUUGCCCCACCUGAAGACGAGCCCAAGCAAUUGUACAUUGCUAUGACUUCUGACAGAGGUCUCUGCGGCGCAGUACACACAGGUGUGUCCAAGAUGAUCCGCAGCAAGCUGAACGAGCCUGGUGCUGAGAAUAUCAAAGUGAUCUGUGUAGGGGAUAAGUCGCGCAGCAUCCUGCAGAGACUGUAUGGGAAGCACAUCAUUAGUGUGGCUAAUGAGAUUGGUCGCUUGCCCCCAACAUUCAAUGAUGCAGCGACCAUCGCUAACGCUAUCCUGACCUCGGGCUAUGACUUUGGCUCCGGCAAGAUUAUCUACAACAAGUUCAAGUCUGUGGUGUCCUACGCACAGUCAGACUUGCCACUGUUCAGCCAGAAGGCUGUCGAGACGGCUCCCAAACUCGCCACCUACGAUUCGCUCGACUCUGACGUGAUGCAAUCCUACAUGGAGUUCUCCCUCGCGUCCAUGUUGUUCUACGCGCUGAAGGAAGGCGCUUGUUCCGAACAAUCCUCGCGUAUGACGGCCAUGGACAACGCUUCCAAGAACGCGGGAGAAAUGAUCGAAAAACUCACCCUGACCUUCAACAGAACCCGCCAAGCUGUCAUCACCAGAGAGCUCAUCGAAAUUAUCUCUGGUGCCGCUGCCUUGGACUAAACAAACAGAAAUUAAAAAAAAAAUUGGGCGGGAAACUUAUCUGUCAAUGUCAAAAAAUUUUCUGUCAAUGUCAAAAUUUGAAUUUUUAAUCGGAAUAAAUUAUUAAACUUUUCGUCUGUCGUUGUUUGAUCCCGUAUUUACUGCCGUAGUUAAUGCAAUGCUGACAUUCCCGAACGAAGUCGCCGGAUGCAUGUAAAACACGCAACACGUAACUGGCUUCAACAUCUUAUGUGUGUUUGGUGACGCUCGUUCUAUUCAUUGUCGUACACAAAACUUUGUAAGGAUUAAGUGGUGGUUAGCAAUAAAUAAAUAUUUAGAA
Colias croceus (clouded yellow) is the source of this 1321-nucleotide messenger RNA. It is a transcript of the gene ATPsyngamma, whose product is annotated as ATP synthase subunit gamma, mitochondrial. Gene Ontology annotation, molecular function: proton-transporting ATP synthase activity, rotational mechanism. NCBI's taxonomy places the organism in Eukaryota, Metazoa, Arthropoda, Insecta, Lepidoptera, Pieridae. The record is from RefSeq and is a predicted model, not a curated record. The coding region runs from base 112 to 1002 and encodes 296 amino acids. Gene Ontology annotation, biological process: proton motive force-driven ATP synthesis. The transcript is spliced from 7 exons.